CAAAAAGCAAAGCCCAAUGAACGCUGCAUGAACGCCCAUCGGUGUCCAGUUCUUUGGUGGUUUCUUUGCUGGCCCGUCCGGCCCCAUGGAAAGCAGCAAGAGCGGCUCCGCCCCUGCUGUGCUCUCUGGAGCGGCUCAGCCCAGUCGCUUGGCCACCUUAGGCUAUUGGGCCAUUGCGCUGGGACAUGGGUGGAUUCUGUGGGUUCACGCUGUGGCCACUGGUGCUGAAGCGAUGCUGUUCACCACUCUGGCAGUUGUGGAAUGCGCGUUAGCCAUGGAGGCUGCAGUCUAUGCCAUCGGCAGUUGGGGUCACCAAUUUGGUUUGCCUUUGCUUACCCUGCUGGGGCGGGUGAGGUUGCUCGGUGCGGCGAUGGCAUGGCCAUGGCUGUUGGUGUGGGCUUCUGAGCUGAGUUGUCGUUGUGGAACUGUCACACUGGAGACAGGACACUGGUUGAGGCAGUUGACCCUUGUCUUGGCCGGGCUCUUGACCGCCUUCUAUCUUUGGGGCGAAAUGCAGUUGGCGCUUUUUUGUGCUCCUCCAGCAACAGAGGACUCGGUCAUGGGCUGCUUGCCGAGUCCGGUGCUCGGUAGCCAGUUUCGACUGGACAAGGCAGACCUGGAAGAGACUGGACGAGCUGUCUUCGUUCCGGCGCAACCGCGGAAAGCCCUCUAUGCAGGAGCUGGAUUGGCUCUCAUGGGACAUUUGGCUUUUGGUGUGGCCUUUGCACACCAAGCCUUUCCGCCCUGGCUACUCUUCGGCUCCACGCUGGCCUUCCUCGGCCGAUGGUUUGGCCAACUUCCACCCGCACCUCGGGAUGGCAGUGGGGACUUGUCUCGGAACCAUUUGAGACACGUUGAAACAACGGACCGAAACAACAUCUAUAUACUUUUUUGGGGGUGACUUACUUGGUCUUAAGUCUUAUAUAUAUAUAUUCAAUUGUAUUCAUAUUCAGAAAGUUGGGUGCAUUGGCGCAGUCUUCCAGAUAUGUUGUGCUCGAUGGUGGGCUCCACGAGCCAGACCACCAAGUCAGGCCAUAUCUGUUUGCUGUAUCCCGCAACGUGCCCAAAUUUGCUAUAGGAUGCUAUAGUAGGUGUGCUGCUGCUUUAUGACAUUGUAUAGGGAUGCAUAGGGUAUAGACUAGGGUAUAGUAGUGGGAUGUAGAUGGAUGUAUAUAGUGGUAUAGUAAGUCGGGCGUUUCACGACUGCCCCGGUGUCCGCCGUUCCCAGGUGGCCAAGAAGGAGCGAGGCGUCGAAGCCGACUGUGUAAGCAUUUGGCGACGAGAAGCUCCUCGAUUGGCGUGCCGUGUUGGAGAGCUCCUGUGGAUUUGGUCUUGUGUCUCUGAACUCCAACGUUGUGAGGCAUCUCCCCAAUGGCUUCAACACUGCGCGUCCUAGGCUGAGCGCAGCACCGUACUGCGGAGACCGGUUCACGUGCCCAUUGGCGCCGUGGUGGACCAUGAAACACCACCCUUACAAGGAUGUUGCCCUUUUGAGUCUAUAGUCUGAAGAUAUGUGCGAAGACUGGGAUAAAGAUGCAGAAUGCGACAGCAAAUGCUUUUCUCGUUUGGGUUAAGCCUUUGCGUGCAUGUGCGGGUGCUUCAGACCUGCACCCUGGCAAAGCAUCUGAAGGCCUGCAUUACAGGCAAAGCCUCUCAUUUCUGAAUGCCUUCUCAGGAUGGACAGCUGUAGAUCGGCAGACUAGA
Durusdinium trenchii is the source of this 1704-nucleotide messenger RNA. Lineage: Eukaryota; Dinophyceae; Suessiales; Symbiodiniaceae. The record is from the annotation of a GenBank genome assembly.